Leptosia nina is the source of this 381-nucleotide messenger RNA. NCBI's taxonomy places the organism in Eukaryota, Metazoa, Arthropoda, Insecta, Lepidoptera, Pieridae. The record is from the annotation of a GenBank genome assembly.
AUGGCUUUAGCUCUACAGAGACGAGCAAAUGUGCGUCUCCCGCCUGAAGUUAAUAGAAUUCUUUAUAUACGUAAUCUGCCUUAUAAAAUAUCAGCGGAGGAAAUGUAUGAUAUAUUUGGCAAAUACGGAGCUAUAAGACAAAUCAGAGCUGGCAACACACCAGAAACGAGAGGAACUGCUUUUGUAGUGUACGAAGAUAUAUUUGAUGCAAAGAAUGCUUGUGAUCACUUGUCUGGCUUUAAUGUGUGCAACAGAUACUUGGUAGUUUUGUACUACAGGUCUAACAAGGCAUUCAAGGGUAUGGAUAUAGAAAAGAAACAAGAGGAAUUAGACACAUUGAAGAAGAAAUAUGGAAUAUCUUCUGAUGAUUUACGGAAAUAA